Messenger RNA from Jaculus jaculus (lesser Egyptian jerboa), 747 nucleotides. It is a transcript of the gene Lyrm7, whose product is annotated as LYR motif containing 7. NCBI's taxonomy places the organism in Eukaryota, Metazoa, Chordata, Mammalia, Rodentia, Dipodidae. The record is from RefSeq and is a predicted model, not a curated record. The transcript is spliced from 5 exons. Bases 193 to 504 code for a protein of 103 amino acids. Gene Ontology annotation, biological process: mitochondrial respiratory chain complex III assembly.
UCGCGGUUUUACAGUUGUUACCUCUCUUCACGCCGGCCCCCUCGACCUGCCCAGAGGGCGGGGCUACAAAGGAGACGCUGCGUGGUGAUUGGCUGCGGCGCGUUAGAAACUCGAGCUGGGUGUUUCUGAUUGGUCGCCGAGAGGCGGGGCAGGUCGGCCGGUUGAAAGGUGGCGGCCGCGGCGUGGAGAGCCAUGGGGCAGGCGGUGAAGGUAUUAAAGCUCUUCAAAUCACUGCACAGGACAAGACAACAAGUUUUUAAAGAUGAUACCAGAGCAUUAGAAGCCAGAGUAAAGAUAAAUGAAGAAUUCAAAAGUAAUAAAAGUGAGACUUCUCCUCAGAAAAUAGAAGAGCUCAUGAAAAUAGGUUGUGAUGUUGAGCUGCUGCUCCGAACUUGCGUUGUGCAAGGUAUUCACACCGACCACAAUACGCUGAAAUUGGUUCCUAGGAAAGAUCUUCUUAUUGAAAAUGUGCCAUAUUGUGAUGCACCAACUCAGAAGCAAUGAAUUUUCUAGGAUGAGAAAGUCUUACACUGUUAACUUUAUAAUCUAGCAAAAGUCCUAGAAAUUUUUUCUGUACUAGCAUAUUGAAAAUGAAUGUUUUAAAUAGCAGCUCUAAUUAUUAAAUUCCAUACUAAAAGGACAUUGCUGGGCACUGUGGAACAUGGUGUUAAGGACAUUAGAUAUGAUGAUUCAUUUUCAUUGAAAAUCAAACUUUAUAAACUGGAAUAAAUGCUUAGAGAUAUGUAA